Molecule: messenger RNA, 1455 nt
Organism: Cladophialophora psammophila CBS 110553
Lineage: Eukaryota; Fungi; Ascomycota; Eurotiomycetes; Chaetothyriales; Herpotrichiellaceae
Exons: 2
Coding region: 1-1455 (484 amino acids)
Source: RefSeq, a predicted model, not a curated record
AUGUCCGGGUCGGUGCGCGAUCAAGGUCGUCGGCGUCGCAGCCAGACCUACGCCGGCCACAAGGGUGCUCGCUCUUCCAAGCUGUCCCUCCUUACUGCGAUCACCACCGGAUCCCAUGGGUCCACCGAUAGUUCAUCUACCGUCACGCAAGAAUCCUUCUCCAAAUCAACCACAAGGUCGAGUAAACGAAGUAGAUCAUCCUCCAAGCAGAAAAAGCUGAGCGACGGUCGAGAGAGAAAGGCCUCGCCGGUGAAGACCGACCCAGAGAAUGCCACCAAGGAGAAAAGUAUGUCCAGAGAAUCAGUAGACGUCUUCGCCUUUCUUGUCAAGGACGACGAGCAAACCGCCGCCGCUCCGGAUGCCCAAAAGGCGCCUCAAGAUGAGAAGAACACUGCUGUGUCCGACGAGUCUGAUAGUGAUAGCAUCGUGCCGAGCAUGCAUUCAGACUCAGGGAUAUCAAUGGGCGAUAGCAUUAUCCACCCCACCAAUGAUCCUUUCGUUGACACCCACUUACCUCCUUUGCUGGAGGAUGUCAAGGAACAAGAAGAGAACCAUAAACCACGCGCGGUCGAACCCAAUCGUUCGCAACGGUUACGAUGGAAAUAUCCAGAGGUGCCUCCGGCCACCCAUACCCCUCCUGUACCGAAUCUGGUUGAGAGGACGCCGAGCCCUCCGCAUGUUCGCGCACGCAUGUCACAUAUGCCUGACGGAUGCGACAAAGAGUUUUGCUUAACACGAAAUACCUUGUCCGGAUAUGAUCUCAUUGCGGAUAGACUGGCGUCCGGGGAGCUUCCGCCAGUAUUUCGGAGUUUUAAGAAGAUAUAUUUUCGGCUGCUUUUACAAUUACAGGACGAAAUCAUCGAGAUGGAAGAACAGCUGGCCGCUCUGGAUUCGGUCGAUAGCCGCAGCCGGCUCAACCCGGACGGCAGCAUGUCGCCGGCCUCGAGGAGACUGAGCUGGCAAUGGAAUCAGUCAGAUCUGCCGGCACAUCGGUUACAUGUCUUGGGACGGUUGUCGAUGAAGCUUGAACAAUACUAUCAAGUUCUUUCAGCCUCCCAAAGAGUCCGCAUGCUUUCCUCAUCUCCAACUGCAACUGAAAUUGCCCAAUUUCGGACGUGGUUACGGGAACACAGGCCCCUCUCGCUCCCAGAGUCCAAGUUCCUAGACGACAAUGAGGAUUUGAUAUCAUUAAAGGAGACUCCCUCGUCCACGUCAACGCAUUCGGCCGGCCCAGCUUUAGAAUACGUCCCUAUUUGCAUUCUCACGAUGACGCUCAUACCACUAUUAUGCUUUAAAUUCAUCACCGGCGUUCUGAACAGAUUGAUCCUUCUCACUAUUGUGCUGGCGGCUGGAUACAGCAGCUUAGAGAAGCUCGACAGGUCAAAAGUGGAACAACAUCAACAGUGGGUGAUUGCAUGUUUCGUUGUUUCGUUUCUGGCAGCCCUCUUCUUUUAG